This is a messenger RNA of Funneliformis mosseae, 319 nucleotides long. The record is from the annotation of a GenBank genome assembly. NCBI's taxonomy places the organism in Eukaryota, Fungi, Glomeromycota, Glomeromycetes, Glomerales, Glomeraceae.
CGAACGUUUAAUGGCUGUUAUUCAUGGUCCUAUUGUACCGUCGGUUGGUUUUGUCACCGAUAUUCAUCCUCUUUUCUCCUACAAACUUCAAACUCCAAGCCCUACUCCUUCUUCCUGUCUAUAUCGUGAGAAAUCGACGGGCUAUGCUAAAUGUAAGUUCCUCGUUCGCAAUCUAAUGGCGAAGCCAAACCGUCCCUUUGUCGAGGGUACUCCUUCCGGAUUGAAGGCGCUUCCCUUAUUUGGAGACCUGAGGACUGAAAAAAAUUCCUCAAUUGCACGAGAAACCAAACCGGGUUGCAAGCAAUUAUUGCGUGAAUAA